GAGAGCGCAGCCGGGGCGGGGAGUCGAGCGGCCAGACGGGCGCAGUCAUCGGGAUGCACCGGGGCUAAGAGGCGUGAUACGCAGCCGGGACACAUGCAGCCAGACCCUCCAGGCCGUUCUGCCGAGCGAUGUUCCUCUGGACCGGUGGUUUAACGCUUCGCUGCCUCGCCCCUCUGCUGCAUAUUUAAAUCCGACUUUUAAUACCCCCCCAGCUGCUCGGCAGACACAUGGUGAAUUGCUGUCAUUCUCAGAAUUGCAUCUCCGAAGGCCGAUCCCUCCUCAGCAUUUCUCAAGCAGGACACGACGACCCCUUCGCUGACGACCCCUUCGCUGACGACCCCUUGGCUGCCGUGAUCUGGGACUUGCUGCCCCCGGAGUGUUGUGUUUCGCGGUCGGUGCCGGUCCCCCACCCCCCCAGCCAUGGAGCAGGGAAUGGAUUACUGGUUGGCGCAGAUACAGCAGAAGGAUGUUGGGAAGCGGCUUCAGAUCGGGCCGGACAUGAUCGACUACCUGUCUGACCGGCAGAAGUCCGCGGACCUGGAGCACGACCAGACGUUACUCGAUCGCAUGGUCGACGGCCUCGCCACGUCCUGGGUGAACUCCAGCAAUUACAAGGUCGCGUUGAUCGGAAUGGAUAUUUUGUCGGCUCUCGUCUCCCGUUUGCAGGACAGAUUCAGGACGCAGAUCGGCACAGUGCUGCCCAGUUUAAUGGAUCGUUUGGGCGAUGCCAAGGACUCUGUUCGCGAGCAGGAUCAGAGCCUGCUUCUAAAGAUCAUGGAGCAAGCGAGUAAUCCCCAGUACGUUUGGGAUCGGAUGCUGGGAGGAUUCAAACACAAGAAUUUCCGCACACGGGAAGGCGUCUGUCUCUGCCUCAUCGCCACGCUUAACACAUACGGGGCCCAGGGUCUGACACUGAGCAAGAUUGUACCUCAUAUAUGUAACCUGCUGGGAGACCCCAAUAGUCAGGUCCGCGACGCAGCAAUAAACUGCUUGGUAGAAAUUUAUAGACACGUCGGGGAACGCGUGAGAGCCGACCUCAGCAAGAAGGGUCUGCCCCAGUCCCGGUUGAAUGUGAUUUUCACCAAAUUUGACGACGUACAGAAAUCUGGAACCAUGAUCCAGACCUCGCUCGAUAAGAACUUCGAUGAUGAGGACUCGGUCGAUAGUAACAGGCCUUCGUCCGCCAGCUCGUCUACAUCGUCCAAGGCGCCGCCUGCCGCACGGAGGGUGGUGAACGUGGCGCCUGCCCGCCGACCGGGCACCUCGACUCUCACCAAGGCAGGAGGAGCAGCCAAGGAAGGCGCGGGAGCCGUGGACGAGGAGGACUUCAUUAAAGCCUUUGAAGAUGUUCCAGCCGUCCAGAUUUACUCCAUGCGGGACCUGGAGGAGUCCAUUAACAAAAUCCGCGAGGUCCUGUCGGACGAUAAACACGACUGGGAGCAGAGGAUUCUGGCCUUGAAGAAGUUCCGGUCUCUCCUCUUGGCCGGAGCCGCCGAGUACGACAAUUUCUUCCAGCACCUGCGUCUGCUGGAUGGAGCCUUCAAACUGUCGGCCAGGGACCUGCGCUCUCAGGUGGUCCGUGAAGCCUGCAUCACCCUGGGGCAUCUGUCGUCUGUUCUGGGGAACAAAUUUGACCACGGAGCUGAAGCCAUUAUGCCCACGCUCUUCAAUCUGGUACCCAACAGCGCCAAAGUCAUGGCCACGUCUGGCAUGGUAGCCAUUCGAUUAAUUUUACGGCACACGCAUACGCCACGGCUAAUACCAAUUAUAACCAGUAGCUGCACCUCCAAGUCCGUUGCCGUUAGAAGGCGCUGCUUUGAAUUCCUGGAGCUUCUUUUGCAGGAAUGGCAGACCCACUCGCUGGAGAGGCACACGUCGAUCUUAACGGAGACCAUCAAGAAGGGAAUCCACGACGCCGAUUCGGAAGCCAGGAUAGUCGCGCGGAAAUGUUACUGGGGAUUCCACACUCACUUCGGGAAGGAGGCCGAGCAUUUGUAUCACAAUCUGGAGUCCUCGUAUCAGAAGGCCUUGCAGUCCCAUCUCAAGAGCUCGGACAGCAUCGUGUCCCUUCCGCAGUCUGACCGCUCCUCCUCCAGCUCCCAGGAGAGCCUCAACCGUCCGCUCUCAACCAAGAGAAGCCCCACGAGCGGCGCGGUGUCACGAGCAUCCACAGCUACAGUGAAGCCGAUGUCCACGCCGGGGUCUCUGCAGCGCUCUCGCAGCGACAUCGACGUUAACGCCGCCGCCACCUCCAAGUCUAAAGUAGCCUCUUCCAGCGCUGCCUCGCAUUUCACCGCCGCCGCCGCGCUGCCCCCUGGAUCCUACGCGUCUCUCGAUGGUCCCGCCGCUAAACCAGAGGGUCGAAUCCGCACGAGACGACAGAGCUCCGGAAGCACCGCCGGCACGACCUCCACCCCGGUGGACACCCGCGGCCGCAGCCGAGCCAAGAUAGUGUCGCAGUCCCAGCGAUCCAGAUCCGCGAAUCCGGCCAGCGCCGGCAGCCGCUCGAGUUCGCCAGGGAAGCUGCUGAGCAGCGGUUACGGGGUCAUCACAUCCGGCGCUCAGAGGGUCUCGCAGAUGCCGUCUUCGGAGAAGAGAAGCAAGAUCCCCCGCAGCCAGGGGUGCAGCAGGGAGACCAGCCCCAGCAGGAUAGGACUGGCACGGAGCAGCCGCAUCCCCCGACCCAGCAUGAGUCAGGGGUGCAGUCGCGACACCAGCCGGGAGAGCAGCCGCGAUACGAGUCCCGCUCGGGGCUUUGCUCCGUUGGCCUCUCGACGCCAUUCCAGGUCCACUAGCGCCCUGUCCGCUUCCGAGUCAGAUCGCUACGGGAUCAGCCAAUCGGGACGGCUGCCGUCGUCUGUGAACGCCAUGCGGGGUCUCAGCUCCAGCACGGACCUGGAGGCGGCAGUGGCCGAUGCUUUGCUUCUUGGAGACCCCCGGAAUAAGAAAAAGCCGGUGAGGAGGCGCUACGAGCCGUACGGGAUGUACUCGGACGACGACGCCAACAGCGAUGCCUCGAGCGCCUGCUCGGAGCGGUCCUACGGCUCGCGGAACGGGGGUAUCCCCCACUACCUGCGCCAGACGGAGGACGUGGCCGAGGUCCUCAACCACUGCGCCAGCUCCAACUGGUCGGAGAGGAAGGAGGGACUGAUUGGACUCCAAAACCUGCUGAAGAGCCAACGGACCCUCAGCCGCGUGGAGCUGAAAAGGCUCUGCGAGAUCUUCACGCGCAUGUUUGCUGAUCCGCACAGUAAGGUUUUCAGCAUGUUUCUGGAGACCCUCGUGGAUUUUGUCAUCAUUCACAAGGACGACCUCCAGGACUGGCUCUUCAUUCUGCUGACGCAGCUCCUGAAGAAGAUGGGGGCCGACCUGCUGGGCUCGGUGCAGGCCAAGGUGCAGAAGGCUCUGGACAUCACCAGGGAUUCCUUUCCUUUCGAUCAGCAGUUUAACAUCCUGAUGAGGUUCAUAGUGGAUCAAACGCAGACCCCCAACCUCAAGGUGAAAGUUGCGAUAUUGAAGUACAUCGAGUCGCUGGGGAGGCAGAUGGACCCCACGGACUUCGUGAACUCCAGCGAAACGCGCCUGGCUGUCUCCAGGAUCAUCACCUGGACAACGGAGCCCAAGAGCUCGGACGUCAGGAAGGCCCUGCAUAACUGGGCGUGCGAGGACCCCCCGGCACGGCCCAGCGCAGCCUCCUCGGGCCCCGGGGAGGGCAGUCUGGAGGAAAGGUGUAAACAGGCCGCGCAGAUCGUCCUCAUCUCUCUGUUUGAGCUGAAUACUCCGGAGUUCACCAUGUUACUCGGCGCUCUGCCAAAAACCUUCCAGGACGGCGCCACCAAACUCCUUCACAACCAUCUGAAGAACUCCAGUAACAGCGGCGUGGGUUCUCCGAGCAGCACCAUCGGACGCACGCAGUCCAGACACCCGAGCAGCCGCGCCAGCCCACUAACAUCCCCCACCAACUGCUCCCAUGGGGGCAUCUCUCCCAGCCUCCUGGACUACGACACGGAAAACCUGAACUCCGACGAGAUCUACAGCUCUCUCCGCGGCGUCACCGAGGCCAUCGAAAAGUUCAGCUUCCGGAGCCAGGAGGAUCUGAACGAGCCGGUGAAGAGGGACGGCAAGAAGGACGCUGACAUUGUCGGCAGAGAGGUGGCUUCUCCAGCGAGCGAUCCCCGCGGCGGCUCCGAUGUGGUGGAAGGCGGAAGGAUGGCGUUGGAUAACAAGACUUCCCUGCUGAACACGCAGCCGCCUCGCGCCUUCACGGGGCCGCGCGGGCGAGAGUACAGCCCGUAUCCCUACGCCGACUCCAUCAACAGCUACGACAAGGCUGUGCUCAAAGAGGCCGUGUUCGACGACGACAUGGAGCAGCUGCGUGACGUGGCCAUUGACCACUCGGACCUGGUGGCCGACCUGCUGAAGGAGCUGUCCAAUCACAACGAGCGAGUGGAGGAGAGGAAGGGGGCGCUCUGCGAGCUGCUGAAGAUCACUCGAGAAGACAACAUCGGGGUCUGGGAGGAACACUUCAAGACUAUCCUCCUGCUGCUGCUGGAGACCCUCGGAGACAAAGACCACGCCAUCCGAGCGUUGGCACUGAGGGUCCUGCGAGAAAUUCUGCGGAACCAGCCGGCCCGCUUCAAGAACUACGCAGAGCUGACCAUCAUGAAGACCCUCGAGGCCCACAAGGACUCCCAUAAGGAGGUGGUCCGAGCGGCGGAGGAAGCGGCGUCCACGCUGGCCGGAUCCAUUCACCCCGAGCAGUGCAUCAAAGUCCUCUGUCCCAUCAUCCAGACGGCCGACUACCCCAUCAACCUCGCCGCCAUCAAAAUGCAAACCAAGGUCAUCGAGAGGAUCUCCAAGGAGUCCCUGCACCAGAUCCUCCCCGACAUCGUCCCGGGGCUAUUACAGGGCUACGAUAACACGGAGAGCAGCGUCCGCAAGGCCAGCGUCUUCUGCCUGGUAGCCAUUUAUUCGGUGAUCGAGGAAGAGUUAAAGCCGUAUCUGGCGCAGCUGACGGGCAGUAAGAUGAAGCUCCUGAAUUUGUACAUAAAAAGAGCGCAAACGACAAACAGUAACAGCAGCUCGUCGUCCGACGUCUCCACGCACAGCUAGAGCUCCGGAGACCCCCAAACCCCCCCAGCCCCCCGCGCACGAAACACACGGCCCCCCGUUCUGUAUCCUCAAACACUAACGGAGAGCGACGA
Molecule: messenger RNA, 5204 nt
Organism: Spea bombifrons (plains spadefoot toad)
Lineage: Eukaryota; Metazoa; Chordata; Amphibia; Anura; Pelobatidae
Gene: CLASP1
Product: cytoplasmic linker associated protein 1
Exons: 42
Coding region: 421-5112 (1563 amino acids)
Biological process (GO): mitotic spindle assembly
Cellular component (GO): microtubule organizing center; spindle microtubule; cytoplasmic microtubule
Molecular function (GO): microtubule binding; kinetochore binding
Source: RefSeq, a predicted model, not a curated record